AUGCUGCAGUUGAAGAGUCUCGUGUUAAUGGCGGCCGCAGUUGCAGCGCUGCCCGAGUUUUCUGGCGCUCUGCGGCCUGGCUCGCCCGAAUCCAUCAAAAACCUCAAAGACAAGAUUAAGAAUGUCGUCAUCAUGGUCAUGGAGAACCGCUCCUUUGACAACCUGAUGGGCGGUCAGACGCUGGCCGGCCUCGAGAAUCCUAUCCAGACGGGUCCGUACUGCAACCCUCUCAACAUUAGCCGGCCCGGCAAUGGAAACGGCUGCACCGCGGCGCUCGACUUUGACUCCAUUAUUGACGAUCCUGACCACUCCAUCUCGGGCAACAAUCUCGAGUUUUACGGCUCCUUUACGCCCGACAAUGCUGCCAUCAAAGCGGGCAGUCUCGAGCCAGACAUGAGCGGCUUCCUCACGGAGCAGAUUCGUCUCUACGGUGGCAAGCAGGAUGAAAAGGUGCUCCAAACUCAGGUCAUUAACUAUUAUACGGAGAGCCAGGUGCCAGUCAUAACCGCAUUGACGCAAAAUUUUGUCGUCUUUAACCACUGGCACUCUGACGUCCCCGGUCCUACCAACCCCAACCGCGUGGCCCUGUGCUCGGGUACCUCGGCGGGCAAGGGCAAGAACAACUUCAAGUACAACACCAUGACGCAAAAGUCCAUCUUCCAGCAGGUGACGGAGCUAGGGCUCGAGUGGAAGGACUACCUGGUCGACACGUCGAUCCAGGACGCGCGGUGGUUCACGUGGACGUACGACAGCAACAACACGCACCGCGUCGUCUUCAUGGACGCCUUUUACGAGGACGCGCGCCGGGGCCGCCUGCCGCACCUCGCCUACAUCAACCCGUCGUGCUGCGGCGCGGGCACCAACUCGAUGCACCCGACGGGCCGCGUCUCGGACGGCGAGCAGCUCAUCAAGGACGUCUACGAGGCGCUGCGCGCCUCGCCCCAGUGGAACCAGACGCUCUGGCUCAUCACCUUUGACGAGACGGGCGGCUUCCACGACCACGUCCCGCCGCCCCGCGCCCCGCGCCCGGACAAUGCCACGCACACCGAGACCACGCCCGCCGGCCGCGACUACACGUUUGCCUUUGACCGGCUCGGCGGCCGCAUGCCCACCUGGCUCGUCUCGCCCUGGGCCCGCGCCGCCGUCGAGCAGCGCGGCGUCAACGCCUGCGGCAAGACCGUCUCGUACCGCGCCACGUCGAUUCUGCGCACGCUCGGCUACCUCUGGGGCUUUGCGCCGUAUAACCCCCGCGUCAAGGAUGCGCCUUCAUUUGACCAUUUGAUCGGUACUGAGCUGCGCACUGAUACGCCGGACAGUUUUCCUACAGUCUCGCACUUUCGUUCGUCCUAA
Messenger RNA from Beauveria bassiana ARSEF 2860, 1350 nucleotides. Its product is annotated as phospholipase C PLC-C. Bases 1 to 1350 code for a protein of 449 amino acids. The transcript is spliced from 3 exons. NCBI's taxonomy places the organism in Eukaryota, Fungi, Ascomycota, Sordariomycetes, Hypocreales, Cordycipitaceae. Gene Ontology annotation, molecular function: hydrolase activity, acting on ester bonds. Gene Ontology annotation, biological process: phospholipid catabolic process. The record is from RefSeq and is a predicted model, not a curated record.